AUGUCCGAUAGACCCACGCACCGAGGCGGAAGAGGAGCAGCAGGCGGAGGAAGCGGUCCCCGCGGCGGACGAGGUGGCGGCCGCGGUGGCCGUGACGCCGGUCGCGACGCCGGCGACAAGGGCGAGAAGCCCAAGAAGGAGAAUAUCCUCGACCUGGCAAAAUACAUGGACAAGGAGAUCAUGGUUAAAUUCAAUGGCGGACGAGAGGUCACGGGCACCCUGAAGGGCUACGAUGCCCUCAUGAACCUGGUCUUGGACGAGGUGAAGGAAACGGUUCGAGACGAAGAAGGACACGAGUCCACACGACCUCUGGGCCUCGUUGUUGCUCGCGGUACGCUGCUCGUGGUCAUAACUCCCGUCGAUGGGAGCGAAGAAAUCGCCAAUCCCUUUGCAGCGGCGGAGGACCCUGAGCUCACCAUGCCGUCCCAGGGCUUCGGACACAAUCCGCUGAUAGGGCGCUCACGACAGCUCAAAGCUGUCGUUUUACCGGGACCGAAGACAGGUCACAUCAUGCGCGUCGCCAUGAUGGAUCAUCACUGGAACGUCGCUGCCACUGCCACGUCAUGA
Metarhizium album ARSEF 1941 is the source of this 567-nucleotide messenger RNA. Its product is annotated as ribonucleoprotein (LSM) domain, eukaryotic/archaea-type. The coding region runs from base 1 to 567 and encodes 188 amino acids. Gene Ontology annotation, cellular component: U6 snRNP; U2-type prespliceosome; U12-type spliceosomal complex. The transcript is spliced from 3 exons. Gene Ontology annotation, biological process: nuclear-transcribed mRNA catabolic process; mRNA splicing, via spliceosome. Gene Ontology annotation, molecular function: RNA binding. Lineage: Eukaryota; Fungi; Ascomycota; Sordariomycetes; Hypocreales; Clavicipitaceae. The record is from RefSeq and is a predicted model, not a curated record.